Molecule: messenger RNA, 1365 nt
Organism: Penicillium argentinense
Lineage: Eukaryota; Fungi; Ascomycota; Eurotiomycetes; Eurotiales; Aspergillaceae
Gene: car2
Product: ornithine-oxo-acid transaminase
Exons: 3
Coding region: 1-1365 (454 amino acids)
Cellular component (GO): cytoplasm
Molecular function (GO): L-ornithine transaminase activity; identical protein binding; pyridoxal phosphate binding
Source: RefSeq, a predicted model, not a curated record
AUGCCCGCAAACGGCACCAACGGGUCUCUUGCCCACUACCACGCGGCCUCGACGGCUGAGGCCAUCCAGGCUGAGAAGGACUAUGCGGCGCACAACUACCACCCGCUCCCUGUCGUCUUUGCCCGGGCCCAGGGCACCUCUGUCUGGGAUCCCGAGGGCCGUCACUACCUGGACUUCCUGUCUGCCUACUCCGCCGUGAAUCAAGGCCACUGCCACCCCAAGCUGGUCGCGGCGCUGGUCGACCAGGCCUCGCGCGUGACGCUGAGCUCGCGCGCCUUUUACAAUGAUGUUUUCCCUCGCUUUGCCCAGUUUGUCACUAGCUACUUCGGCUUCGACAUGGUGCUGCCCAUGAACACCGGUGCGGAGGCCGUUGAGACCGGUAUCAAGAUCGCUCGCAAGUGGGGAUACAAGGUCAAGGGCAUUCCGGAGAACAAAGCAGUCGUGCUGAGCGCUGAGAACAACUUCCACGGCCGAACAUUCGCUGCUAUCUCUCUCUCCUCCGACCCCGAGUCGCGUGAGCACUACGGCCCUUACCUGCCCGGCAUUGGCUGCACCAUCCCUGGCACCGAGAAGCCCAUUGCGUACAACGACAAGGCGGCUCUGCGCGAGGCCUUCGAGGCCGCCGGUCCUAACUUGGCUGCUUUCCUCAUCGAGCCCAUCCAGGGCGAGGCCGGUAUUGUCGUUCCCGACGAGGACUAUCUGAAGGAGGCUCGUGCCCUAUGCGACAAGUACAAUGCCCUUUUGAUCUGCGAUGAGAUCCAGACCGGCAUUGCCCGUACUGGUAAGCUGCUGUGCCACGAGUGGAGCGGAAUCAAGCCCGAUCUGGUCCUGCUCGGCAAGGCCAUCUCGGGUGGUAUGUACCCCGUCUCGUGUGUGCUGGGCCGUAAGGACGUCAUGCUCACGAUCGAACCUGGCACCCACGGUUCGACCUACGGUGGUAACCCCCUUGGUUGUGCCGUCGCUAUCCGGGCCCUUGAGGUGGUGCAAGAGGAGCAGAUGGUUGAGCGGGCAGAGAAGCUCGGCCACAUCUUCCGACAGGGCCUGGAGGCACUGCAGAGCCCGUUGAUCCAGACCGUGCGCGGAAAGGGUCUGCUCAACGCCAUUGUGAUUGACGAGUCCAAGGCCAACGGCCACUCGGCCUGGGACCUGUGCAUGCUGAUGAAGGAGAAGGGUUUGCUGGCCAAGCCCACUCACCAGAACAUCAUCCGUCUGGCCCCGCCGCUGGUCAUCACCGAAGAGGAGAUCCAGCAGGCUUUGAACAUCAUCCGGGACGCCGUGACCGAGCUGCCUACCCUGCAGGGCACAGACGAGGACAAGGUAAUUCCUCCACCGGAGAAGAAGGUCAAGAUCGGCGUUGAGAACUGA